UAUAACAUAUGUUAUAUUUACAUGGAAGUGCAUAUCAGUCUCAUGUUUUUUUAUGGUUGAUUCAUUCAAUACUAUCACAAAAAUAUGGGAUUUGGGUAUAACAUCUCAAUAUCAUCCUUGAAUUUCCCCAUUGGAUACACUGGGAUAGUAUGGAAUUUGAAACAAUCACAAACAUAUGUUGGCAUUACAAGGCAAGAUACAAUGACAAUAUGGAUUGGAUAUUCAAAUAUGGAUUGUGAAUACCGCUCCAGUAAGAACUGCCGGUGACCAAUCACCCUGUACUCACUGUAAGAUUCCUAUAAACUAUGUGGAUCUCCUUCCUGGUCAUCGUUAUUGCUCAAUAUGCUGGAGCCACAGAGUACGCUCAUGGAACUGUGACGCCAGGCGGUGGAGAGAUUGCUCCCAUAGACAUCGCCCUUGACGAGGACUCCAUGUUGACCUACCCAGGAAUACCUGAUCCUCCUCAAGACUGCUUCAAACAAACAAUCAACUUCCAUGACUUUCAAAAGGGCCUAGUGGCUAUAAAGAUUAUUGAGAAAAGCACAUGUUUUGUGAAGAAAUCGGACGAGACUUAUGAAGAGAUCAAGCAGAUCGUCGAUGACAUACACCAGGGACAAACAGCCCCAUUGAUUCAAGCGACGGAGGAGUGGGCAAUUCCUACCUCACCAAUACCCAAUGAAGAGGUCGUGGAGAGAGUGGGCGAGAAGAUCGCAAACUUCUGUGAUGGAUAUGACAUCUAUUCACUUGAGGAUGCACAGGUCAUCCAGGCUGCCAGAGAUGUACCCAGAUCAAAAAGUCAGGUCGUCAAAAGAAAGAUUGCUGGAGAUGGAUGGUGUGUGCUUUGUAUCAAAUGCAAAAUCACCAUAUGAUUGUCCUGACUGUCCAGAUCUCAAUAAAACUUGAGUCAAUCA
Molecule: messenger RNA, 911 nt
Organism: Haliotis rubra (blacklip abalone)
Lineage: Eukaryota; Metazoa; Mollusca; Gastropoda; Lepetellida; Haliotidae
Exons: 7
Coding region: 306-869 (187 amino acids)
Source: RefSeq, a predicted model, not a curated record